AUGGCGGAAAACGAGGGGCCAGUCACAGUUUCUGAUCUGCCUAUGAAAUUCCAAGUCAAAUAUUUGGGACAGAACGAUGCAAGAGGGUUAUGGGGAAUCAAACAUACAAGAAAACCCGUCGAUAUUAUGGUAGCAGCAGCGAAAGCAUUACCACCAGGUCAAGUCCUACCGAUAGUAAAAUUAACUAUAACAGUCGAUGGUGUCCAUUUAGAAACCAUCAAUCAAGGGCUCAAACAUGAAUUUGAGCAUAUGGCAGUGUUUUUCAAUAUAGAGUCCAUAUCUUAUGGGGUUCAAGACCUAGUGUACACGAGGGUCUUCUCCAUGAUCAUAGUCAAAGAUAACGCUGAUAUGAAAGGCCUCAACCCCUUCGAAUGUCACGCAUUUGUUUGUGAAUCAAGAAAUGCCGCUCGAAGACUUACCUAUUCUUUAGCAGCUGCAUUUCAAGAUUAUUCUAGAAGAGUCAAAGAAAUGCAAAUGACGCCAGUUGCAGAGUUGGACGAAAGGCCACCAAGUUUAAAAAAACGAUUUGCCAUCGACCUCAGAACGCCCGAAGAAAUAGAAGCGGAUUUAGAAACAGAAGCU
Molecule: messenger RNA, 582 nt
Organism: Brenthis ino (lesser marbled fritillary)
Lineage: Eukaryota; Metazoa; Arthropoda; Insecta; Lepidoptera; Nymphalidae
Source: the annotation of a GenBank genome assembly